This is a messenger RNA of Cuscuta campestris, 641 nucleotides long. Lineage: Eukaryota; Viridiplantae; Streptophyta; Magnoliopsida; Solanales; Convolvulaceae. The record is from the annotation of a GenBank genome assembly.
CCAUCCCACGAAUAAUAUAUCCUCUCCUCCCCCAACUCACAUCAUACCCACCGGCCACCGGAAAAUUCAAAACAAAACAAAUGGACUACUACUACUACCGCUGCAACAACGGCGGCGACGGAGGUAUCCCAAACGGAGUUUCCAUUUCAUCUUCUUCAAACCCGCCGUCAUCGUCGAAAGUGAGGAUGAUGAGGAGGAGCGCUUCCCUUUCCCAAAGGUUCGUCGCCGGCGGCGGCGGCGGCGCGUCAGUGGACGAUCCUUCUCCUCCUCCUCCUCCGCCGGCGUCCACUCUGCUUAGGAGCUAUUCCCUCAAGAACCCGGCGGCGGCGGCGUCCAAGUCCUCCUCCGGCGGCAAGAACUUCGUCCGCAAGUGCAAGAGCAUGGCCAAGGAGCAGAAGGCGAAGCUUUACAUAGUGAGGCGCUGCAUAUCUAUGCUCGUCCGCCGGGAAAAGCACAGCGACGAUGACGGCGACGGCGAGGAAGAUGAUGAUGGUUAUAGUAUAUAAUAAAUGCAUAUCCGGUCCAGAUUUCAGACCUUAGAUCGGUGAAUCACGGUUUAAUCUUAGUCCGUCAGCCUUCUCACAUGUAGUCUCAUGCCUAUAUUUAGCAAAAUGAGUCAGUAAUAAGCAUUGCGUAGUUGA